AUGUCGUUCAAAGCUGCGUUGAAGGCUGUGCGAACAGCUUUGGAAGCAAAGGACUUCCAAGAUGCUGCAGACAAGGCCAACGAUAUCAUCAAGAAAGAUCCAAAAAAUUAUCAUGCGUAUGAUCCACCAGAUCUUGUAUCGAACUCGACUGACUGUGUUUUCCUCUCCAGAUUCAUCUUCCUCGGACUCGCAAAUGACAAAUUGAAUAAAAUUGAGGAGUCCGAGGGUGCAUAUUAUGCUGCAGCUCGCAUCAAAAGUGACGACCGACCCGCGUGGCAGGGAUUGGUCUCUCUGUACGGCAGACUGGGCGCCAGCCAGCUUGAUUCAUUCCGCGAUGUUGUCAUUCGACUGGGAAAGAUAUACGCAGACAAGUAUGCUUGUGGUACCAUAAGUCAAUGUGUCCAGAAAGACAUGUCGCUAAUUAUUUCUAGUGACGAGAAGGAGCGUUGCCAAGACCUCGUCAACAAAUACCUAAGAGUGGCCCAGAACCAAGGCUCGAAAUCUCAAAUCAGAGAUGCGUUGGAGCUGCAAUUACCAACCUCACCCCUGUAUGACUUCCUCGAAGGCCGAUUGCCGCACCCGUCACAUACCUAUAAGCGCUUAAUCGAAGUGACUGAGAGCGAAGAAAAGGAAUUCAUCAAUCGUGAGAUUGGAGAACGGAGAACGCGUCUCGGAGCUCGGGUUGAAGAAGUGACCCAAGAAGUGAAACGAGAAGCAUACAAAAGGAGCGGGCUUGAACAACUUUACCAGGGCUUGAUUGACUGGACCAAUGAUGAUGCCGUCCGACGUGAGUAUGAGGAGAAGCUCUUUAUGCGUGCGUGUCAUGAACUUGAUUUCCUUCCGGUGAAGGCGAAAGACGCAAAAAGAAAGGCAGUCUUCAAGGCGGCACAUGACAUGGUGAUAAUCAAACAUCCAUUUGAACCCGCAUGGAACGUUUUUCUGGAGUGGCAGGACAUUGAGUUCUCGAAGUACGAUGUCGGGCACUUGCGUGAAUUCAUAGAGUUCUUUCCCGAAUCUGGACUUUCCAAGGUUUUGAAAGGGUUCUUGUCGAGUGGACUUUCUCCCUUCCCCAAAGACCCCAAGGAGGAUGCUGAGACCGAAGAAGAAAAGGCCUCCUCGCUGGAUGAAGAAAAUGAUGAAGCUCUGUCCAGUGAAACAGAUCCUCUCAUUCUUAUGGCAACUGGUUUGGAAUCUGCUCGAUCCUCGAUCCUUGCUCAUCGUAUCCUGGCCAAUUUGUAUCUCACCCUAGAGGAAUAUGCAAGUGUCGUUGAUGUUGCUCGUAAGGGUUUGUUAAACGUCAAGGACCUGAUCAAAUACAGUGGCAUCAAAAUCCCCAACAUCACGGAUUUCCUGAACAUUGCACUUGCCAAUUCUUUGAUCCACUAUCAAUCACCUCGACAUCACCCUGAAGCGAAAGCAAUUUUCGAGGGAAUAUUGCAAAGAAAACCAACCUCUUCCGUCUGCCUACUCGGUAUCGGUCUUAUUCUUAAAGAAGACCAGGACUAUGGAACGGCCGUCGACUUCUUAGGGCGUGCGCUUGCACGCGACAGCUCCAACAUCAAGAUCCGGGGAGAGCUUGCAUGGUGUGUCGCUCUGAAUGGCGACCUUCAAUCUGGACUCGAGAGUCUGUCUAAGACUCUUGAAGAUUUGAAGGAAACUCAGCCUGAAAACAGAGAGUUUGCAUCUGAUCUACUAUACCGAAUUGGAUAUUGUCAGUGGGAACUUGACCCUUCUCCAGCUGCACGGAAGGAUCGCACAGGCGCUUAUGCCAGCCUUUUCGCCUCUAUCCAAGCCAACAUGAACUUCGCACCUGCCUACACCCUGCUUGGCUUCUACUAUGCCGAUUACAAAAAGGACAAGAACCGAGCACGUCGGUGCUUCCAUAAGGCAUUUGAAUUGUCCACAUCUGAGAUCGAAGCCGCCGAGCGACUUGCCAAGGGUUUUGCUGACUCGAAAGAAUGGGAUCUUGUCGAAGUUGUUGCACAGCGCGUGGAUGACUCUGGCAAGGCCAAGCCUGCCCCUGGGUCCAAGCGCCGGGGAUACAGCUGGCCAUACGCUGCUCUGGGAUCGGUGCAGAUCAACAAGCAGCAGUAUUCCAAAAGCAUUCCUUCAUUCCAAGCCGCGCUUCGACUCUCACCAAAUGACUACCACUGUUGGGUUGGACUCGCAGAGAGCUACCACCACUCCGGUCGUUAUGUUGCGGCAACCAAAGCAUUUGAGCACGCCAAGACAUUGGAGGCAGAUCUCCCAGAAAAGGAUCAGGAACACAUCUGGUUUGCGCGAUACAUGCUCGCAAACGUUAAGCGGGAGCUUGGCCUGUUCGAUGAUGCAAUUUCUAGCUACGAAGAAGUCCUCACCUCCAGGGCUGGUGACGUCGGUGUAACCAUCGCCUUGCUUCAGACUCUUACCGAAAGUUCACUGCGAAGCCUGAGUUUGGGUCUGUUCAAUGAUGCCGCCGAGCUUUCAUUCAAAGCCAUUCAAGUGGCUAGCUCACUUGCACCGAUUCAAAGUGACAUCUUCAAUCUGUGGAAAGCUGUUGGUGAUGCAUGCUCCAACUUCUCCUACAUGAAGUCAAAGCUCAAUAAAUUGUCGCCUUCUGAAUGUAGGGCUUUACUUGAAGUGGAUCUCGACGCCAUGGCCCUUGACUAUAUGACCGACAUAGAUGGCAUUGGUAAGGAUUGGCUUGAGUCCAGUGGAAAUGAAGACUCAAUCACAUUUGAUUUCUACGUCAAGAUGUCUAUCCUUGCGUACAAGCGUGCGCUUCACGUUUCCGUCAGUGAUUUGCAUGCCCAGGCCGUCGGGUGGUACAACCUUGGCUGGGCCGAAUAUCUUGCGUACCGCACCGCGCAGUCAGAUUCAAGCAAGAAUGGCAAGAAGCCGCGCAAAUUCCUCAAAGCUUCCAUGCGCUGCUUCAAGAGAGCAAUUGAAUUGGAGGCCGGCAACGCUGAGUUCUGGAAUGCCCUGGGUGUGGUCACUACAAACAUGAGCCCGAAAGUGGCGCAACAUGCGUUUGUUAGAAGUUUGCAUUUGAACGACCGCAACGCGCAAGUCUGGACCAACUUAGGAGCGCUCUAUCUCCUACAAAAUGAUGUCCAACUUGCCAAUGAAGUCUUUACACGAGCACAGUCUACUGACCCAGACUUCGCACAGGCUUGGGUUGGCCAAGGUUUGCUUGCCAUGCUCGUUGGUGAAGUCAAGGAGGCCAGGGGUCUUUUCGAGCAUGCCUUUGAUAUUUCAAACUCAUCAAAUACCAUUCCCAAGCGCCAAUACACCCUGAAUCUUUUCGAUCAUCUUCUUCUUGACCCCUCCGCAUCCAACGAGGUGUCUCAGCUUAUUCAGCCAUUCUUUGCUCUACACCAGCUCUGUAUCCAGAACCCCACUGACCUGCCAUUUGUCCAUCUAUCUGCUUUAAUUGCGGAGAGAAUGGGCGAAGUCACAGAUGCCGAGAUCAGUUUGCAAACUGUUUGUUCAGGCAUGGAGACUGAGUUUGAAGAGACCGAGUCUCCAGCCUCUCUUUCAAAGUUCGCCCAGGCAAAUGCAGACCUGGCACGUGUUUUACUCGCAAGUCACUCAUAUGAAGAAGCUGCCGAAAAGGCCGAGCUUGCUAUCACUUUAUCGGGCGAGGAAGAUGCAGAAAAGUUUGACCCCGAAGCCUGCAAGAAGCUCCGACUAUCGGCUCAUUUGACCGCUGGCCUGGCGUUCUACUACACAAACUCCAUGGACCGUGCUAUUGAUAUGUUCCGUGACGCCCUCGAGGAAGCAGACAAUGCCCCGGAUGUGAUCUGCCUUCUUGCUCAGGUUUUGUGGGCCAAAGGCGGAGAAGAAGACCGAGCUGUUGCCCGUGAGCAACUAUUUGAUUGUGUUGAAAAGCAUCCCGAUCAUAUCGGAGCAGUCAGCCUCCUUGGCGCAAUUGCUCUUCUAGAUGCAGACCGGGACGCAAUCGAGGCCGUGGAGUCUGACCUUCAAAGCAUGAUCACACGUGACGGCGUCGAUAUUCACGACCGAGCCAAAUUGAUCAAGCUUCUCGCCGCAAUCUCUGCCAUGGGAUUCACUGACAAGGCUGCACUUCCGGAAGAUACGAGACGUGUUGGAGAGGCUACUGCUGCAGUUAUGCUGUCCCCAAGCCAGCCCGCAGGAUGGAUGGAGCUGUCCUUGGCAUCGCAAUCUGCCUACCCAGCAGACAUGGCUCUCGACCGUGCCCUGAAGAAUGUACCACCUUACAGCAACCUCGAAGCUGCUGAUCUCAGUGAUGCUUUCGCACAGACCGGCAAGACCGGUGACGCCCUCCGUGCUAUCAUGAUUGCGCCCUGGAAGUCCAAUGGAUGGGAAGAGUUGAACCACAGUGUAUCUACCUUGGCCGCCUAG
Messenger RNA from Penicillium nucicola, 4365 nucleotides. RefSeq names its product SKI complex subunit tetratricopeptide repeat protein SKI3. Gene Ontology annotation, cellular component: Ski complex. NCBI's taxonomy places the organism in Eukaryota, Fungi, Ascomycota, Eurotiomycetes, Eurotiales, Aspergillaceae. The record is from RefSeq and is a predicted model, not a curated record. The coding region runs from base 1 to 4365 and encodes 1454 amino acids. Gene Ontology annotation, molecular function: protein binding. The transcript has a single exon.